AAUAAGUCACCCUCUCAUUCCCACACCUUUACGUUUGAGCUGUUUCUUUACAAUGGCUGCGUAUGAGCAUCUCCUUAUCGGAUGAUCCCUCGCUGGCUUACAGAAAGGAGACUACAACAGAUUCACUUUUACUAAUUAAACAGCUAAUUAAAACAGACAGGAAACCAUGAAACACUGUUUUGUUUUACUCAGGCGCGUCCUCUCCUAUUUUGGUAUUUUCAGCAAAGCAGAGAGGAAUGUCACAAGCUCCCGUGAGAGAACAGACCGAGAUGGGACAACAGCAGGGUUGUUGAGGCUAAACAUCAUGUACAGUGAUGGUAAGUUACCUUUGUAUGCCUGACAACCUGCUUUAAGGGUGGACACAAUGACAGACAGAUACUGUUCCUCAAUGGACAGAGUACAGCAGAUUUUUGUUUGGGCGAUGAGCAUUAUGGGAAGUUUGCCCAUCUUUACUACCGAUCAGUGUGUAAAUUGCGCACACUCCCCUUCCUCCCCCUUCCUUCCCCUUGCUUGUCAUUCACAAGAUUCAGUGGAGUUUCUCGGUGCUGUAAGGAGAGGAGGGGCUCUCUCUCCCCUCUCCAGUCUUGCACCUCGCACUGAGAAAUAUUCAGUUGCAGACUCCCCACAGCAGUCAGUCUACCAAUAAACAGCCUCUGACAGUGCGAUUGGCAGCGGCAGCCAGAGUAACAGCCUGAUAGACACAGUGGUGUUUUUUUCCCCCGGACGUUGAGAGGUGAUCGUAGUGUUGUUCUCGGUGCUGCGAGCUUCUUUCCCCGGAAUGGACACUUUGCAAGCCGGUGUGGUUUUAGAUGCACUGGGUGUCAGAGAGUAUCCAUCCAACCAGGCUCACUGCGCACGGAUUUCUGCUAUGCAUCCGCACUGGGAAAUUAUGGGGCAUGCAGCCUCGUCUGGUCAUUUCAUGUGAAUAUUACACCAUGUUUUUCCUAAUUGGACAGAUACAUUUACUGACAAAACAUCUUCUCGUUUGUGGCAUCUGCGCGCAUUGACCACCUCUGUCCGCCUUGCAUCUUCAUUGGUUUCACCGCAUAUGAUUUUGUAGAUUUUCUCUCUCCCCUUUUUUUUGCAACGCAGCAGCAGCAGCAGCAUCCCUACAAGUGGCACAGCUGGUGAUCAGAAAUGCCUCUUCAAUGCUGGCUGCUCACAUCCCUCCAGCCUUCUUAAAAGCAAACAAACAAACAAACAAACAUCAGGAUCGCAGGCUGAACAGAAAAUGGAUAGUGGGAGCCGGGCUGCGACGAUCGGAGCUGGUGCAGCCAAUUUCACAGCAGCCCACCUCAGGCUGGAUCUCCUGAACGCUUCGAGCCCGCCGACCCGGUGGGACAGCAGCCCACCUGCCGACGGGACCGGGCUGGAUGAGCAGCAGCGCCUCAUCCAGGAGCAAGUCUACCAGGACUUCACCACCACCAUUCAGGUGUUCAUCCUCAUAAGUUCGCUCCUCGGAAAUGCCACAGUGUUGUGGUGUACCUGCUGCACGAAUGUCUUCAAAUCUGUGACCAACCGCUUCAUCAAGAACCUGGCGUGCUCAGGUAUCUGCGCCGGCCUGCUGUGCGUUCCCUUCGAUGUUGUGCUCGGUGCCAGCCCUCGCUGCUGCUGGUGGCUUCACACUCUAGUGCUCUGCAAGAUCAUCAAGUUCCUCCAUAAACUCUUCUGCUCGGUCACCGUGCUCACGUUCAGUGCCAUUGCACUUGACAGGUAUUACUCCGUGCUGUACCCGCUGGAGAGGAAGAUCUCAGAUGCAAGAUCCCGAGAUCUGGUCAUCUACAUCUGGGUCCAUGCGGCAGUGGCGAGCCUCCCUGUGUUCGCUGUGACCAAUGUGACGGAUGUGUACGUCACCUCGUCCUGCUCAGAUGACCACGCCCACUCCCUGGGCCACAUGGUGUACGUGUUGAUCUACAACGUCACCACGGUCAUCCUUCCUCUUGCACUGGUCUUCCUCUUCAUGCUGCUGAUACGCAGAGCGCUCAGUGCCAGCCAGAAGAAGAAGGUGAUAAUUGCGGCCCUGCGGACUCCGCAGAACAGCAUCUCCAUCCCUUAUGUGUCUCAGAGAGAGGCUGAGCUACACACCACUCUGCUGGCUGUGGUGCUGGCUUUCUCAGCCUGCAGCGCCCCCUAUGGGGCCUUGGUGGUUUAUCGCACCAUUUUGGCAGACUCUAAAGAGCUACCCAUCUCACUGUAUCUGACAGCCCUCUGGCUACCCAAGGUGUCUCUGCUCACCAACCCACUUUUGUUUCUAACUGUUAAUCGCUCAGCUCGUCACAGCUGGCUGGACCUGCUGGCAAGGAUUCACAGACGUUACAGCCGUCGUAACGUGGUCAGCACCGGGGGUCUGGCCUCCUUAGGGGCAGAGGGUGUGAUAGGGGAACCGGUGGGACUGGAGACGGCCGGCCGCUCUGGGAGUCAACUUCUGGAGAUGUUUAACAUCGGCCAGCAGCAGAUCUUCAGGCCUUCUGAGGAAGAAGAGGAAGAAGAAGAUGUAGAAAACGAGAUCCCUUCUCAAGGAUCAGGCAGCUGCUCUGGACCUAAAGAGAACCACAAGAAUGGGUCAAGACUGGGGAGCCUCAGAGGUGAGGUGAUGACCAAAAAGGAACCCCUUCCGGGCACAGGGGGAGGGCCGGUCAUCACAAAGGAUGGCCCUCCAUCAGUUACAGCACCCAGGGCCUCUCCGGUCCACACAUGUGCUUAUGCCUCUUCAUCUCAGGUGGCCCCAGCUACACCUACAGAAGCUGAGGACUCCACGCAGUUUGGUUUUGGACCCUUUGAACUGCCGCCUCAGUGGUUACCAGAGACUAGGAACAGCAAGAAGAGGCUGCUGCCUCCGCUGGGUAACACACCCGAGGAGCUGAUCCAGACCAAACUGCCCAGGUCGCGGCCUGAGCGGAGAAUCAGCAGGAACAACAAGGUCAGCACGAUCCCCGCUGUGGAUCCAUGAACUGUUCCUGCUGGCCUCUGAUCUGCAACACUGGGCAUGAAUUAUUUACAGAGUAAGUCUCUUGGACUGACCAGCCCUUGGCAGGAUAUUGAUGUGUCAAGCUGCUUGGUGACAUGGUUUUUGGUUCAUUUAAAUAAUUUCACCUUUCCUUUUUUUUAUUUUCAGUUUUUCUCAGCAGUAGCCAGU
Scatophagus argus is the source of this 3136-nucleotide messenger RNA. It is a transcript of the gene gpr176, whose product is annotated as G protein-coupled receptor 176. Gene Ontology annotation, cellular component: plasma membrane. Lineage: Eukaryota; Metazoa; Chordata; Actinopteri; Scatophagidae. Gene Ontology annotation, biological process: G protein-coupled receptor signaling pathway. The transcript has 3 exons. The record is from RefSeq and is a predicted model, not a curated record. Gene Ontology annotation, molecular function: G protein-coupled receptor activity. The coding region runs from base 1232 to 2950 and encodes 572 amino acids.